AUGACCACCACCAUGUGCACCGUUUUCUUCGUGAAGCUGGCAGAGAAGGUCUGGGAUUUGAGUGUGAGCGCCACGGGUCUUUGGCUGGCCAGCGCUAUGGUUGUCGUGGCUGUGAUGAGUUUCCUCAGCAGUUUCGUGACGCCCUACGUGGAAGAUCGUCGGGGGUUGUUAAUCAGCUCCUUGCUCGCCUGUAUCGGUGCAACACUGACGUUCUAUUUGGGACAUGAGUGGACGACAGCCUCUAUCACCAUCUUCGUGGUUGGCUUUCUGCUGAUGCAAUCCUGUUCAGGGGUGGUGAAGAACUACGGAUACGCGCUGGCACCGAAGAUUGUGGCGCCACACCUCAAGGAUGCUGCAGGCACGCUGAACCUGAUCGUUUUGCAGCUGGGUCGGGGCACCGGAGCACAGCUUGGCGCGGUGAUGAACACCACUUUUUUCGCGGCCUCCCAGGAGCUUCCAUGCCAUGUGGUUUUGAUCCACGAUCCAAGAUUUACAACGAUGUCCACUCCGAAUGGUGAAUGUUCUGCGCCCAUCAGGCUAUGUGAAAACGUGAGGGUUCUGAAGACUUCGAGGUACCUGGAGUCCUUCGAGAACUGCUCGGAGUGCUGCAUGAUCCCUGCCAGCUUGACGAUGGCAGGCUUGCGCACCCUCAGCAACCAGGAACGGCUCCAGCAAGCUGUGGAGUUCAUGGGCCGCGCGGCGAAGGAGAACUGGGUGGAUCUCCUGCUGUGGAACCCAUGGCCCGUGCUUGACAUUUUGGAAACGUUCCUUCCAUUUCCUCAGCGUGUCAGUCAGCUGGUGGCACUACAACCCUUUGCGGAGGCAGAGAAGUGUUUUUUCACAGAGUUCCUACCGUCCACAUCGACUGCUGAGCCGGGACCGCCGCUGCUGUCGAGUUCCCAGAAGAUGGCGCCGUGCCGCGGCAGAGGCGUGGCACGGGUCGUCUUGAGAGGCCGGAGCUUCGUCUGGCGACGAGGGGAUUUGGCCACCAAGGAAGGUCAUUCGGGUCUACCGGAGUCAAUACUGGAGCAGAUGAUGGCGGCCAUGUCCCACAUGGAGCACUUGGUGUAUCCGCUGGAGGACUUGGGCUACGAGGUGCAGGUCUUGGGGGCCACCUAUGCUACACCCUAUGUGGAGCGGCUACAGGAGGCCUACGGGCACCACUUGGUGCAGAACUUCACGUUGAUGACGCCACCGGGGUCGCAAUUCGAAGGUCUGCAAGCGGCCUUGAAUUUGUUGGAUGGGACCAACCAGCCACCAGCCUGCCUUGGCCCCGUGGUGCUGCUCCGCUUCGAUCUGGUUCUGAAGCGCUCCUUGGGUCCCUUCCUGCAACGCGCCUGGCGUCGGGGACAGGAAUUUCUGGCGCCCUUUUGGUGCGAGGGCAACUCCUUUUCCAAGAAUGUGGGCGGCGGCCUUUGCAUCUCAGACGUCCUGCAGGUCUUCCCAGGUGAAGCGCUGCCCGCGAUCUGGGACGUUCUGCAGGAAGCGAAGGGAGCGAUCCAUUUUCACCACUGGAUGACCCUGCUGGUCGACCAGGGCAACAUCUUGCCAAGUAAAGUGGGUGUCCUUGUGCCGCAGCGCUUCAUCACGGAUCCAGCGGCGCAGUGGAACCCCCUCUAUGACUUCGCCAACCGCGAGCGCAAGCCGCCUUCGUUGGAGCAGCGGCAGAAAAACUGGACGGUGGACCUGUGA
Messenger RNA from Cladocopium goreaui, 1692 nucleotides. Lineage: Eukaryota; Dinophyceae; Suessiales; Symbiodiniaceae. The record is from the annotation of a GenBank genome assembly.